Molecule: messenger RNA, 609 nt
Organism: Prunus avium (sweet cherry)
Lineage: Eukaryota; Viridiplantae; Streptophyta; Magnoliopsida; Rosales; Rosaceae
Source: RefSeq, a predicted model, not a curated record
UUUUUGCCCCUUCUCCUUCAGCCUUUCUUCCCCAACGAACGAUGCGUUCACUCAGCAGCAGGAGUUCAUCGUUGAUUUCGAACUAGCUGGUUGGGGGGCAGUGAUGGAAGAUUUCUGUUCUCUCUUGGAGAUGCUUUGGAGGCCGUUGAUUUUCUUCUGGGGAGGCGAGCUGCGAAUCCAACGGCUCUUACGGUUUAUGAAAUUGUCUGUUCGUUGUGAUAUUUUUCACAGAUUCUUUUACAACCUUCAGGCAUCUUCUAUCUCUCUUGGCUGCGAAUUCUUGCAUCCUUUGUCUUCGGAAUGUGGAGACCAAAACUUAUUGGAUAUGAUGAUCAAUUCGGUGGUUUACAGUGUAUAUUGGUUGAUCAAAUGGUGGUCUUUCGUUGCUUUGGAUAGAGCGGUUUGGUCGGUGUUUUCAGUUCUGUUAAGCAAGGGGUGAGUUUCUAGAGUGAAAUUUCAAUUAAUUGUUUUAAGUUUUGUGAAUAGAGCAUAGGAAUUCGCUAAUGGCAUCAAUUGACAAUUGGUUGGUGUUAAUUUGUUGUUGUAAUGAUAGGUUCAGAUGAUUACAAUAUUUGAACAUGUUGGUAAAUCCUUUGAGUAUUUUGGCAA